AUGGACUGCGAAGACCUACACCAGUGUGACGGCCUUGAGAAGCGAAUAGAGGGCUCAACGAGCUACUCAGACCCCUCAAGCGCGCCGAUUAAUCGCCUUCCAGGCGAACUCUUAGUAGACUUCCUCAAGUGCGUUCACGCAUGCAUCUUCAAUACCGGGCCUGCCGAUACCGCCUUCCACCGGUGGAUGCAGCUGCUUCACAUAUGCUCUCGCUGGCGUGAUCUCAUCCUUUCCGUCCCCGGCAUGUGGAGCGUCAUAAACAUCACCUCCAGGGAGUCGAAGCUAUCCGAACUGGAGUACUGCCUCUCUCUUUGCGGUAGCUCGUUAUUGGACAUCCGUUUCUGCGAACCCGGAGCACGGGUCCUUUCCGCAUCAGUAAGGCUGCUCGGUCCAUAUGCAUCCCGCAUUCAACGUCUCACUCUCUUUACCUUCCACCUCGACAAUCUACGUCCUGCAUUUGACGAAGUCCUCGCACUCGACAUGCCGGGCCUCGAAGAGCUUCUCUUCGUUCCGCACACUGUGAUCAACAGGGUCUCCAGGCAACCAAUCUUCGCACUGCACCGAUACCCACUGCUUCGGAGGCUACAACUCACGGGGCUCGCUUGCCCUUCGAAUAUCCCGUGCACCUACCUCCGAGCUCUUCACUUUCAUCGCUGCUCCUGGCCAUUCACUCUCGACGACUUCAUUCACACGCUGUCGCGCUGUGUGCGUCUCGAAGAGCUGCGUCUGUACCACUCCUUGGGCUUGCUCUCCUUCCCCCUCCCACACUUGAUCACACCCAACGUUGGCCGGGCUAAGCUCGAGCGCCUCGAAGGUCUUGAGAUCGAGGACAGCGCCGCCGACAUCAUCACCGCCGUCUUAGCUCACAUCGAAGCACCUUCCAUCAAAUCUCUUCGUGUCUUGAACUACUACUCAAUCCCAGUCCUGAACGGAAGGCCGCUGACUCCAGCAUCUGCGCACCGCGUGUGGGCCUUCCUCCCUGUCGAGCCAUCCCGCGUGCUUCCGCGGUUCACUGCACCCAUUCACGCCACGAUUCGCCUUCUAAGCAGGGGGACGUGCACCUUCGAAGCCUCCACGCAACCAGAGCCCUGGCAGUCGAUGCAACUCCGCUCUGACUUUGGAGGUACUGGCACAUGGAGGGGCGCCCUCUGUGCAGCGCUCCGGGACUUCUCCCGUGUGUGCGCGAACGCGCCCCUCACGGCGCUCACCAUCGAAGGGCCCGCGGAGCACGUUCCGCCCGCCGCUUGGGCGGAGCUCUUUGCCACUUGGCCCAUCCUGGAGACGUUCGCCCUAGUAAACACCAGCACCUACGGGGCGAUAGCGAUGUGGGAGGGUCUCCGCCACAGGAGCGGGAACGCUACAAAUCUGUGCUGCCCGCGUCUGGAGAGCGUCCACAUCGGGACGGCCGCGCCGCAGGAGGGCGGCGAUGCCGAGGCAGAUGGGCGCGAGAUCGGUGUUGUGAGGGACACACUGUGUCGGCGCGCGCAGGAGGGCGCAAAGCUGCAGGAGCUGGUCUGGGAGGUGCGCGGACCUUCACAUGCCGAUGCUCACUUUGUACGUGAUGAGUUCCUUAAGCAGGUCAACCCGUUCGUGGAGCGGACGGUGUACAAGAUGUCGGGAGAAUAUGCACCCGCUGAAAAAGGGAGUUAA
This is a messenger RNA of Trametes versicolor FP-101664 SS1, 1650 nucleotides long. RefSeq lists its product as uncharacterized. Bases 1 to 1650 code for a protein of 549 amino acids. The record is from RefSeq and is a predicted model, not a curated record. Lineage: Eukaryota; Fungi; Basidiomycota; Agaricomycetes; Polyporales; Polyporaceae. The transcript has 2 exons.